AUGACAAAGUCAGAUGACAAACCCGAAUACAGUUCUUCUGCCAAAUCUCUCCACCCCGCCUAUUCGGUUUCAAACAUUCAGACCAAGAUCCGCACGUUAGACGGGUCUAAAGUCACAUACUCCUCUUGGGUGAAACUCUUUAGGUUUCACGCCAUCGCCUACAAAGUCUUGGAUCAUCUCGUUGAUACACCUGCCCCAACCAACACAGAUCCCUCCUAUGAAUCUUGGAAGGAGUUAGAUGCCCUUGUUUCUCAAUGGAUCUACAGUACUAUUUCUGACGAUCUUCUUGUUCGAGUUCUUGACACUGAAGCAUCUGCACGUACCACCUGGCUCAAACUCGAAAAGAUUUUCUUAAGCAACAAGCAAGCCAAAGCCGCAGCCCUGGAAACCCGAUUUGUCAAUCUCACACUUGCUGCCUGUAAUUCGGUGGAAGAUUAUUGUCAACAACUCAAAGAUUUGGCCAACCAGCUAGUUGAUAUUGGCCAAACCGGUUCCCAAGAAGCGUCUUCAUGGUUGAUCAACUCCCAGGAUGCCGAUUGGGAUCUGGCCCUUACCAUGCUUACCGACGAGGUGAUACGUCUUGAAGGCCGGAAACAACAAUCCUCAUCAGUUCUUGUCACUCCCGCAGCUCCUGCCCCUACUCUGAUCCAACAGCAGUCCGCUCCGAACAGUAGCAAUACCUCUCAACAGCCACAGUCUCAAUACCGUGGCAGAGGACGUGGACGUGGGAACCGAAACUCUCAAUCUAAUUGGGCAUUUCAGAAUAACUCUUACCCCCAAUGGGCUUGGUGGAACACUCCACCUUGCCCUUACCCUACACAAACCACAUGGAAACCUAAUCAACCACCACAAUACCCGUCCACGAUCCCAUCGGCUAACUAUGCAGGCUUCCCUCCUCCGGGUCACUNCACAGAGAAAAACAUAUACCACAGAAACUUUUAUGGUAUCAGAGCGAUCUCUUCACCCAUCUUCAACUCGUCUUUUGUAAUCUGA
Molecule: messenger RNA, 993 nt
Organism: Cynara cardunculus var. scolymus (artichoke)
Lineage: Eukaryota; Viridiplantae; Streptophyta; Magnoliopsida; Asterales; Asteraceae
Exons: 2
Coding region: 1-993 (330 amino acids)
Source: RefSeq, a predicted model, not a curated record